AUGACAACAAAAAAGAUUGAAAAUUGUAGUAGACGAUCAAAAGUUGGAGAUACAUUAUAUAUGCAAUAUAUAGGUCAUUUACAAUCUAAUGGUGAAAUAUUUGAUUCAUCAUAUGAUCGGGGUUAUCCAUUCGUUUUUAAAAUUGGUUAUGGACAAGCUAUCAAAGGAUGGGAUCAAGGUUUAAUCAAUAUAUGUGAAGGUGAACAACGUAAAUUAAUAAUUCCUCCAUCAUAUGCUUAUGGAGAUGUUGGUGCUGGUAAUGUUAUUCCACCUGGUGCUACUCUACUUAUGGAUGUUACAUGUGAAAAAAUCGAAACAUUAUAA
Rotaria sp. Silwood2 is the source of this 324-nucleotide messenger RNA. The record is from the annotation of a GenBank genome assembly. Lineage: Eukaryota; Metazoa; Rotifera; Eurotatoria; Philodinida; Philodinidae.